This is a messenger RNA of Lolium rigidum, 723 nucleotides long. RefSeq lists its product as uncharacterized. The record is from RefSeq and is a predicted model, not a curated record. The coding region runs from base 333 to 647 and encodes 104 amino acids. NCBI's taxonomy places the organism in Eukaryota, Viridiplantae, Streptophyta, Magnoliopsida, Poales, Poaceae. The transcript has 3 exons.
UCUCCAGGUUCCAUCUAACUCUACGACGGGGACGGUGGUGCUGCCUGCAUCUUCCACUGGGACGGUGGUGUUGGCUGCAUCUCCGCCAGGUCCCUGCUUCCCCUACCUCGGUGCUGUGUGUGGCUCCUUUGACUGGAAGGCCGAUCUUAACUACCUCGUUGUUCUUUGAUGUGGAGAUCAUACCUUUGGGCUCCCCUGAUCUGUCUGCGGCAAGUGUGAAUGCUCAGCCAUCUCUAAUAGCAAGCAAACCAGCCAUGGUUUAGAAACCUGAGCUAUCAGAGUUUGUGCUGAACCGGUUGGUUCAGCUCGUCCAUAACGGCGUCUGCUUCAACAUGGGAUUCAAGGAGGAGCAGAUGAAGAAGGUAGCCGUGGAUGUUCUUGCAUUCGCUGGCGUACAUGUCACCACUCUUCAGCUGUACAACCACAUCAGAAACUGGAGGACAAAGUGGAGCGUCAUCACGAAGAUGAAAUCCAAUCGCAUUCUAGACUGGAGCGAAGUUGGUUGCUGCUUCUACGGCGGUGAUGAAGGGGCGGCGGACAAGUACAUCCAGCGGUACCCGAAGCACCGUCAGUACGUCGGCACCCCGAUCACCAACUACGCUCAGAUGAAGACGAUCUUCACUCCCCGGUUCGUCUGCAAGGCGUAGCUCUUCCAGCAUAACUUGCUGGUCAGGGCUAUCGACUUCAUUGCAGACAAUAAAGCCGAGUAUGCCGCCUACCGUA